Annulohypoxylon truncatum is the source of this 2091-nucleotide messenger RNA. RefSeq names its product succinyl-CoA synthetase-like protein. Gene Ontology annotation, molecular function: succinate-CoA ligase (ADP-forming) activity; succinate-CoA ligase (GDP-forming) activity. The transcript is spliced from 8 exons. Gene Ontology annotation, biological process: tricarboxylic acid cycle. Gene Ontology annotation, cellular component: succinate-CoA ligase complex (ADP-forming); mitochondrion. The record is from RefSeq and is a predicted model, not a curated record. The coding region runs from base 1 to 2091 and encodes 696 amino acids. Lineage: Eukaryota; Fungi; Ascomycota; Sordariomycetes; Xylariales; Hypoxylaceae.
AUGCCAUAUAGCACCCUCAGGACCCGGCCUUUGAGGUAUCUUUCUACUGUCUCCUCUCAAAGUCUCGGUUCAGCCCGUUUAACACGGAUUCUCCCGCAGAGUCGCCGGUAUUCGAGCAACGAUGCAGCCUACGACGCAACUCUGAGCAACCUCAAAAUAGGUGGCCAUACCAGGAUUAUCUUCCAAGGGUUUACAGGGAGGCAAGCCACCGCAAAUGCUCGUGAAUCUAUAGCAUGGGGCACCAAAAUAGUCGGGGGCGUGACACCGGGUCGAGACGGAGAACACUUAGGCUUGCCAGUCUAUCCUACAGUCCGCGGUGCUGUAGAUGAACUUAAACCAGAUGCAACGGCCGUCUACGUAGCCGCAAAAGAUGCUGUCAACGCCAUCGAGGAGGCCAUCAAAGCCGAAGUACCACUCAUCGUUGCCGUGGCCGAACAUAUACCUGUUCAUGAUAUGCUUCGGAUUAUGUCCAUGUUAAAAACACAAAGCGUAUGUCGAUUAGUUGGCGCCAACUCACCUGGCAUCAUCUCGGUCACUGGAAAAUGCAGAAUUGGUUUCCAACCACUACCGUGUUUUAAACCAGGACGAGUAGGAAUUGUGGCAAGAUCAGGGACGUUGAGCUAUGAGGCCGCUGCCUCCACCUUUAGAUCCGGGCUGGGCCAGAGUAUGUGUAUAGGCGUCGGUGGUGAUAUUGUACCAGGAACGACUUUAAAGGAAGGUUUACAGAUCCUCAUCGAAGAUAAGGACACAGAUGCCAUUGCAUUAAUAGGAGAAAUUGGAGGGGAUGCUGAGCUCGACGCUGCUGACUUGGUUAGGAGACACCUAAAACAGUCUGCAAAUCCGAAACCAGUUGCAGCCCUCGUUGGAGGAGUCAACGCUCCCUCGGGACGAAUCAUGGGCCAUUCUGGAGCAUUUUCUCUCCCUGGUGACCCAUCAGCUCGAACCAAAAUUGAUGCCUUGAAGGCAGCUGGAGCAGUCAUAGUGAAUCACCCUUCCAGAUUCGGGCCAGUAUUAAAAUCUAUUCUAGAUAGCACAACAACCGCUGGUGCUGGUGCCACUCCAGGCCAGGGCCCUCAGCGAAGAGAAAUGCACACCUUAGCUCGUCGACCUACUUUAACCCGACACACAUCAUGCCAAGAGCUCGAAUUUCAAAGGCGGAGUAUAUACCUACCCCAGGAAGCUUGCUUGGCGUAUCUGCGCGAGCGCGAAAUCCCCAUCUCUUAUGGAGUUGAUCCGGAUUCCCAGAAGAUGCUCGCAAUAACCAUCAACAGAUCGACCAGAAGGCCUUGUGUGAUCGCCUCCCCGACAAGACACAUAUCCGACGUAAGAAAAUUUGACUUUACCUAUGGCCUCCCAAAAGCAGAUGACAUGCCACUGGAAGGUAUAGUCAGGCACCUCCAACUUGACCCAAAGUCCGGCGAUUCCUUGAGAUCCCUGAUAGACGAACUCAUAAUGCUUUUCAUAGGCAAGGAAUUCUUCCUCGUACAAACCUGGAUCACCGAAGCUCCUCGCGCCAGUAAGAAGAUCCUGGUCACAGGGGCGCACUACGGUUUUGAUACCGCUUCGGCCAAAAGUUGUGGGCGGCACAUGGAUGUCCUAGAGCUUCGCAAUACAAGCGCCGAAGACCCGGACGAACUUGCCGCUGAGAAGGAGGGGAUUGUGUAUAUCAAGCUUAAGGACGGUAAUAUCGGCACUCUAGUUAACGGUGCGGGGUUGGCUAUGAACACAGUGGACGCGCUGGCCGAGGUAGGAGGCCGCGCGGCGAAUUUCUUGGAUACGGGUGGAAAGGCGACGAGUUUAACGGUGAAGAAGAGCUUUGAGUUCAUAUUAAAGGACUCAAGAGUCAAGUGUAUAUUCGUCAACAUCUUUGGCGGUCUGACACGCGGCGAUAUGAUCGCGGAAGGUGUGAUCAUGGCGUUUAAGGAGUUGAAGAUGAAGGUGCCGGUUGUGGUGCGAAUCCGUGGAACGAAUGAGAAGGAAGGACAAGAUAUCAUCGCCCAGAGCGGGUUGCCGUUGUUCGCUUUUGACGAUUUUGAUGAGGCUGCUGCUAAGGCUGUCGAGUUGACUCAAGGUGAUAUUGUCAACUCAUAG